AUGUACGUCUACUAUGUAUACUCUGCACUGCCCAUGUCAGUGAUUCAAUGCGCCCCGGCCGAGAAUCUUGAUGUUGCCAUCCUGCUUCCUGGCUCUUGCAUGGGCUUGAAGUAA
Molecule: messenger RNA, 114 nt
Organism: Aspergillus fumigatus Af293
Lineage: Eukaryota; Fungi; Ascomycota; Eurotiomycetes; Eurotiales; Aspergillaceae
Exons: 2
Coding region: 1-114 (37 amino acids)
Source: RefSeq, a predicted model, not a curated record